AACAACAUCCGUAUAAAAUCUAUCGAUAUUUUCUAUUUUUCUCUCAAUGUCUUUAGUAUUUUGUGUCGCGCAACGAAUAAUCAGCAAUACAUACAAUUUAAUUUUAGGAUUUAAUGAGUGGUGGCAAUGCGAAGGUUCUUUGUCAGUCAGUUAGUUAGAAUUAAAGAUCACGUAAGGUCCUAUCACAAAAUGAACACAAUGAAUACCAAGCCGUUUACUGUAUUCGUCGAGGGAAAUAUUGGCAGCGGCAAAACAACAUUUUUGGAACAUUUUCGUAGAUUUGAAGACAUCACGUUAUUGACGGAGCCUGUUGAAGAAUGGAGGAACUUGAAGGGAUGGAACCUACUGGACCUAAUGUACAAGGAGCCAUCCAAAUGGGCGAUGACAUUUCAAUCUUACGUGUCUCUCACAAUGUUGGACAUGCAUCGCAAGCCCACUCCUACACCGGUCAAGUUGAUGGAACGUUCGCUGUACAGCGCUCGGUACUGCUUCGUAGAGCACAUGAUGAGGAGUGGGACGUUACAUCCAGCUGAGUUUGCCGUCCUAGACGAAUGGUUCAGAUUCAUUAUGAAUCAGAUUCAUAUUGAUGCUGAUCUGAUUGUAUACCUGAAGACUACUCCCUCAGUAGUCUAUGAGAGGAUAAAGAAAAGGGCCAGGUCAGAGGAGCAGUGUGUGCCACUGUCCUACAUAGAGGAACUACACAAAUUACAUGAAGACUGGCUUAUUAAUAGAGAACAUGCUGAAUGUCCUGCCCCUGUUUUAGUGUUAGAUGCUGACUUGGAUCUGUCUCAAAUAACAGAAGAGUACAAAAAGAGUGAGCACCAAAUAUUAAGAAAAGCUGUUGACGUGGUGAUGAAUUCACCAAAUAAACUCAGCCCAAAGAAACCCAUCACAACUUCUCCAAUACACAUAGUACCUCAAAGAAGAAUAUUAUAAUCUUAGCUACUAUUUUACUUUUAAAACGAUUAAUUUAAUUUGACUUAUUUCCUUAUAGUUUUUAUGACCUUAGUAUUUCUUAGUUUGUAAGUUUAUUAAUGAUAGGACCACCUAAAAUAAUUUAUUGUUGUGACAAAUUGUCACAGAAGUGAUUGACCUUCAUUGGGUGUCUUUGCUUUAAUUCAAAGGUAAACUUUGAUAUCCUGACCAGUGUCUAAUUAUUUAUACUGUAAUAAUAUUAAUAAUUUGCUUGACUUUUUAAUUAUGUACCUAUCUAUUGUUAAGGGUUUCUUUUAUGUAUUUUCACGCAUUUAUUAUUUCCUUUAAUUUACUGUACAAUGUUAGUGAAAUCACUGUAUCUAUGAUAGGUUUUGUCAAUAUAAAUUAUAAUUUUUUUAA
This is a messenger RNA of Helicoverpa zea (corn earworm), 1335 nucleotides long. RefSeq names its product deoxynucleoside kinase-like. The coding region runs from base 127 to 936 and encodes 269 amino acids. Gene Ontology annotation, biological process: nucleobase-containing compound metabolic process. Gene Ontology annotation, cellular component: mitochondrion; cytoplasm. NCBI's taxonomy places the organism in Eukaryota, Metazoa, Arthropoda, Insecta, Lepidoptera, Noctuidae. The transcript has 5 exons. Gene Ontology annotation, molecular function: deoxynucleoside kinase activity; ATP binding. The record is from RefSeq and is a predicted model, not a curated record.